AUGGAAGUGCGACAAGCCACUCAUGACGAGAUGUGGUUUAAAGUUGCCGGUAAACAUUUGAAAGUUUCUGUUGAGGAGUUCGCACUCGCUAGCGGGUUGACGUGCCAAGGUGAUGAUAACAUCAAUAAAAGAAAAGGGAAACUAGAAUGUCUCUCUCUUAACAUCAGCUAUUGUGUUUUCAUACAGAGAAUAGCUUUGGUAUACUUUGUCGUGGCUAUUAUAGAGACCCUCACCACCAAGCUCAGACCAACAGUUCUAAACCCCGGUUAUCUCUCCAUUUUCACCGCCUACAAAUGGCAAUGGUUUGGAGGGUUUGUUGCGUUUGUUAUAUACAUGGUGACAGCAUUCGCUUUAUAUGUUCCUGACUGGAGCUUCGUCGUGCACCAUAAGCUUGGAGCUGAGAAAUACACUGUGAAAUGUGGAAUGCGAGGGCAUUUUGGACCUGCCUGCAAUGCAGUUGGUUAUGUGGAUAGACAAGUCUGGGGUAUUAAUCACCUCUACUCGCAACCCGUCUGGUCGCGAUUAAAGGUCAGAGUUCAGAAAGACCACAUAACAGAUUCAUAUACAACAAUUCAAAAUAAGUUUGUUUUAUUAUAAAUUCCUUUCUUUUCUUCUUCUUUUCUUGGUUUCAUAUGUUGAUAUUUAG
Molecule: messenger RNA, 646 nt
Organism: Olea europaea var. sylvestris
Lineage: Eukaryota; Viridiplantae; Streptophyta; Magnoliopsida; Lamiales; Oleaceae
Exons: 4
Coding region: 1-597 (198 amino acids)
Source: RefSeq, a predicted model, not a curated record